AUGCUCUCCUCGGUCCGCACCGCACUGCGCCGCGCAGCCAGCCCCCAGCAGGUCCGCCUCGCGUCGACAGAGUCGGCCGCUCAGAAGGCCCAGCAGGCGGCGUCGAGCGCGCAGGCAACGGCUCAGCAGGCGCUUGCGGGCGUCUCCAAGUCGGCUGGAAACCUCCUCGGAUCCUACAAGGAGCCCGUACUGUACAACGCCGCGGUCGCACGGGAGUUUGCCAAGCAGGUCUACGUUGCCGAGCAGCUCGCCCCUCCCUCGUUCGCCCAGUUCUCCUACACCUUCCGCCACUUCUUCCAGCAAGCGCCCAGCCCGUCGUUCUGGAAGGAGCUCUACAAGAGCGGCGAGUACAAGCGCUGGUUGCUGUACGGCCUCGAGGCGUACGGCAUCUUCAAGCUCGGCGAGAUGAUUGGCAGGAGGCACAUGGUCGGAUACAAGCUGGAGGACCCUCACACCGCCAAGUUGACGUAA
This is a messenger RNA of Rhodotorula toruloides NP11, 471 nucleotides long. Its product is annotated as F-type H+-transporting ATPase subunit g. The transcript is spliced from 4 exons. Gene Ontology annotation, biological process: proton motive force-driven ATP synthesis. Bases 1 to 471 code for a protein of 156 amino acids. Gene Ontology annotation, molecular function: proton transmembrane transporter activity. The record is from RefSeq and is a predicted model, not a curated record. NCBI's taxonomy places the organism in Eukaryota, Fungi, Basidiomycota, Microbotryomycetes, Sporidiobolales, Sporidiobolaceae.